Mesitornis unicolor (brown roatelo) is the source of this 990-nucleotide messenger RNA. RefSeq names its product cadherin-9-like. The transcript has 8 exons. Gene Ontology annotation, biological process: cell-cell junction assembly; homophilic cell-cell adhesion; calcium-dependent cell-cell adhesion. The coding region runs from base 1 to 990 and encodes 329 amino acids. The record is from RefSeq and is a predicted model, not a curated record. Gene Ontology annotation, molecular function: cadherin binding; calcium ion binding. Lineage: Eukaryota; Metazoa; Chordata; Aves; Mesitornithiformes; Mesitornithidae. Gene Ontology annotation, cellular component: catenin complex; plasma membrane; adherens junction.
AUGGGUACAUCUGUUAUUCAAGUGACAGCCACAGAUGCUGAUGAUGCCAAUUAUGGAAACAGUGCCAAAGUGGUUUACAGCAUCCUCCAAGGACAGCCAUAUUUCUCAGUGGAUCCGGAAACAGGCGUAAUUAAGACCGCUUUACCAGACAUGAGCAGAGAAAACAGGGAACAGUAUCAAGUGGUCAUCCAGGCCAAAGACAUGGGAGGUCAGAUGGGAGGACUAUCGGGGACGACCACCGUGAACGUCACACUGACAGAUGUCAACAACAAUCCGCCUCGCUUCCCCCAGAGCACCUACCAGUUCAGCUCUCCAGAGUCUGCACUACCUGGAACUCCCCUUGGCAGAAUUAAAGCCAAUGACCCUGAUGUGGGUGAAAAUGCAGAGACCGAGUAUAGCAUCUCAAAUGGGGAUGGGUCAGACAUGUUCGAUAUCAUCACUGACAAGAACACUCAGGAAGGGAUUAUAACUGUAAAAAAGCAUAUGGAUUUUGAAAACAAGAUGUUAUACACCUUAAGAGUGGAAGCAACCAAUACCCAUCCUGAUGCUCGUUUUCUUCAGCUGGGGCCAUUCAAAGACACAGCUUUAGUCAAAAUUUCUGUGGAAGGCGUAGAUUUGUUCAGCAGGCCCUGGUAUUUAAUAGAGGUAGAUGAAGAUGCCAAAGAAGGAAGCAUUAUUGGGCAGGUUGUAGCCCAAGAUCCAGAUAUAACAAAGAAUGCAAUAAAAUAUUCUGUGGAUCGACACACUGACCUUGACAGAAUAUUCAACAUCUAUUCAGGAAACGGAUCCUUAUUCAUCUCAAAGACACUUGACCGGGAAGAAAGUCCCUGGCACAACAUCACUGUCAUAGCAACUGAAAUCAAUAAUCCUAAACAAAGUAGCCAGAUACCUGUCUUCAUCCGGAUUUUAGACAUAAAUGAUCAUGCACCAGAAUUUGCCAAGUAUUAUGACACAUCGGUUUGUGAAAAUGCAAAAGCAGGACAGAGAUGA